Spinacia oleracea (spinach) is the source of this 1152-nucleotide messenger RNA. RefSeq lists its product as uncharacterized. The transcript has a single exon. Bases 1 to 1152 code for a protein of 383 amino acids. NCBI's taxonomy places the organism in Eukaryota, Viridiplantae, Streptophyta, Magnoliopsida, Caryophyllales, Amaranthaceae. Gene Ontology annotation, biological process: telomere maintenance; DNA repair. Gene Ontology annotation, molecular function: DNA helicase activity. The record is from RefSeq and is a predicted model, not a curated record.
AUGGAAGCAAAUAGGAUGUACCCAGAAGCAAGGAAACUGACAAACCACGAUUUCCCAACAGAAUGGGUAUGGAAAAGCAAGGAAAAGAAAUGGAAAGGAAGAGAUGAAGGGUUCAAAAUAGGGAGGAUUUACUAUGUGCACCCAGCAUCAGGGGAGCUUUACUACUUGCGUAUGCUCCUUAAUAUAGUGACAGGAUCAACAAGCUUUGCAAAAAUAAGAACAGUAAAUGGCGUAGAAUUUGCCACAUUCAAGGAAGCUUGCAAUGCUUUAGGGCUUCUAGAAGGAGAUAGUGAAUGGCAUGAAGCUCUACAGGCUGCAUCAUCUUGGGCUCAUGCCCCACAACUUAGAGAGUUGUUCGUCACAAUCUUAAUUUUCUGUGAAGUAACAAGUCCCAGUGACCUAUGGGAGAAAAAUUGGGAGCUAUUAUCAGAUGAUGUCCUAUACCGCCAACGCAAGAGGUUUAAUUCUCCCAUCAUUGUGCUAACAACAAACCAAGUGCAAAACUACGCAUUAUAUGAGAUAGAAUUGAUCCUCAACAGAAAUAACAGGAGCCUCACAAACUAUGGAAGUAUGCCAUUCCCGGACAUGUCUUUGGUGCAACAAACAUCAAACAGAUUGAUAUUGGAAGAGCAAAUGUUUGACAUCGCAACUCUAGCACACGAAGCAUCCAAUUUAGAAGCAGGCCUAAAUCCAGAACAAAGCUCUGUGUACCAUCAGAUACUAGAGGCCAUAGAAAAUACAAUUGGGGGGGUAUUUUUCAUUUAUGGUAGCGGAGGCACAGGGAAGACAUAUUUGUGGAGCACCUUAAUAUCAAGAAUUAGAUCUCAAGGCCAUAUUGUAAUUGCAGUCGCAUCAUCUGGAAUUGCAGCAUUAUUACUUCACUGUGGAAGGACGACACAUUCACGCUUCAGCAUCCCAAUACAUUUAAAUGAGAACUCAUGUUGCAGGAUAACACAAGGUUUAGAGUUGGCAUUCCUCAUCCAAAGAGCAAGGCUUAUAAUAUGGGAUGAAGCUCCCAUGGUCCACAGGCAUGCGUUUGAGGCAGUGGACCGCACUUUACGUGAUAUUAUGCAGACAGUUAACCCUAGCGCUUCAGACAGGCCAUUUGGAGGAAAAACGGUGGUCUUAGGAGGUGAUUUCAGGCAAAUAUAA